Messenger RNA from Thrips palmi, 1088 nucleotides. RefSeq lists its product as uncharacterized. The annotation marks the transcript as partial. The record is from RefSeq and is a predicted model, not a curated record. The transcript has 2 exons. NCBI's taxonomy places the organism in Eukaryota, Metazoa, Arthropoda, Insecta, Thysanoptera, Thripidae.
CUCUUCUGCUUGCAGUUCCAGCGUCCGGACGAGCCCGAGUGCUCCGAGGUGUGCCAGUGCCACCCGGGCGACUCGCUGUCCUGCAAUACAGUGUGCGUGGCGCGGACGCCGUGCCGCACGGAGUACGCCUUCUACAACCACGCGUCGCCCGCCUACCAGGCCUACCGCGGCCGCUGCCUCUGCUACUCCGGCCGCUUCAUCUGCAUGCGCCCGGCGCCAGACUCGUACUCGCUGCCGGAGGGCGUGUUCCUGUUCGUGGGCUACUCGGAGCGCGAGGAGGCGCUGCUGCAGGAGCUGUCCAACCUGACGGUGGCCGACGUGGCGGCCACGCUGCAGGAGCAUAUGCGCACGGCGCAGGCGGCGCGCGCGGAGCACAACGUGCAGGCCUCGGAGAAGGGCGAGGCGGUGGAGGACGGGCACGGCCACGGCGAGGUGCUGUGCUCGCUGCUGAUGCACAACGUGACGCGCGAGAACCUCAUCCUGGUGGCCAAGCUGGUGCAGGUGAACGUGAGCGAGGAGCUGAGCGCCGCCGAGGCGCUGCGCCGCGAGAAGGAGGAGUGCGUGGGGCCGCUGCACGACAUCGUCGAGAAGAUCAACUCGCGGCACCCCGACUUCCACUCGCACCUGCUGCUGUCCAUCCUCAAGCUGGGGCUCGUCGAGGUGCGGGUCCCGGACAGGACGGCGUCGUCCUCGGCGGCGGCCCUGGGUACGCCCCUGCCUCUGCUGGCGUCCGUGCUGGCCGCGUGCGUCGUGGCGCGCUUCUCGUCCUUGUGGUCGCUAACCCGCCGGUAGUGCGCACGCGGCACGCGGCUCGCCCUGGGCACGCCCUUGGUACGCCCUGGGUAGACCCUUGGUAGGCCCGGGGCACGCCCUGGGUGCGCCCUGGGUACGCCCUGGGUACGCCUUGGGUACGCCUUGGGUACGCCUCAGGCACGCCCUGGGUACGCCCUGGGUAGACCGUGGGUACGCCCUGGGUAGACCGUGGGUACGCCCUGGGUACGCCUUGGGUACGCCCUGGGUACGCCUUGGGUACGCCCUGGGUACGCCCUGGGUACGCCCUGGGUACGCCCUGGGUACGCCCUGGGUAC